AUGGCUACCCCUAGUGUCCUAGCUUUUGACGCUGAGGGUCGCGCCAUUGACUUUGAGGUCUGGGUCGACGACCUGCAGUUGUUUUUACAGUGCGAUAGGGCAGACGGCCUCUCUCUCUUUGACCUCACUUCUGGCACCUCUCCUGCCCCUGCUGCUGAUGCUGAUCCCACUGUGCGCUCUCAGUGGGCCACCCGCGAUGCUGCUGCACGUCUUGCUGUGCGUCGCCACCUCCCUACCUCUGAGCGCGCACACUUUAGUCAGUACAAGAGUGCUCAGACCUUGUACGACGCUGUAGUUGCGCGCUACUCCUCCCCUGCCACUGCUGCACUGAGCCGUCUCAUGCUUCCCUACCUCUUUCCUGACCUCUCUGCCUUUCCCACUGUCGCUGAUCUCAUUAUGCACCUCCGCACUAGUGACACUCGCUACCGCGCCGCCCUUCCUGCUGAGGGUGCUCUCCUUCCCCCCUUGCUGCCCUCUGUUGCCUCUGCUGCUGCUGCCGACCUGCUUGGUCUCGAGUCGGUUGGCGCGGCGUUUGCCCCUAGUGGGAGACGCCGCUCUGGCAAGGGCAAGGGGAGCAAGGGCGCUGGUGGAGCUGGAGGAGGCGGUGGAGGUGGCAGUGGAGGCAGCGGAGGGAGUGGGGGUGGCGGCGGGAGUUGUGGAGGGGGUGGUGGUGGUAGUGGUGGCAGCGGCGGAGGAGGCGGCGGUGGUGGCGGCGGCGGUGGUGGUAGCGGCAGUGGUGGCGGUGACGGUGGGGGAGGCGGCGGCGGAGGAGGCGGUGGUGGCGGAGGAGGUGGAGCUGGUCGAGGCGGUACCCAGCAGCGGAGCGGCGGUGGUGGUGGUCAGCGCUCGCAGCAGCAGCAGCAGCAGCGUUCGCGUGACGUCCCUCUGCCCCAGCAGCUCCGUGAGUGGUACACUCGGCGUCAGAGGGGUGGGGGUACUGGUCCUUGCACCUACGUCCUUCGUUCCGGCGACCGCGCGGGUGAGCAGUGUGGGGGUGCCCACCCCACCCAGCGCUGCUUUGGCCGCCUGACGGACGCUUGGCGUCAGCAGUUCCCCAGGGCUAGUGAGAUCCCUCGCAGGGAUGAGCUUCUUCGGGCUGGUGUAGCGAUCUUUGAUCUUGAUUUUGAUGCUAUCCUUGCUGCUAUGUAUGCUGUGACUAUUAGUGAGGAGGGUGACUGUUACCGGUGUUUCUCGCCCGACCCGGGCAUUGGUACUGCUGCGCUAGGUGCUUGUGAGGCUGCCGCUCUAGGUGCCAGUGCGUCUGCGCUCUCAGACCGCACCACCCUCACGCCGCUUGGCCGGCCGAUUGCGGUCUCCCUGGCUGACCCCUCUGGGGGUCCUGUCCUCUCUCACUUCUCUACUGUGCUCCCGUGUCCGGCUGCCCCCUCGGGCACACUGUCUGGUCUGUACCUUCCCUCGUUCUCGACGAACUUGGUGAGUGGUGCGGACCUACAGGAUGCGGGGGUUCACCAGUUCACUCCUGCGAGUCAGCGGGUGACCCACUGCACGGACGCACGCACAGGCCGACACCUGGCCACGUUCUCACGUCGGCCAGGGUCGAGCCUCUACACCCUGACCACUACAUCUCCUCCUGUCCCUGCGUCGGGUCAGGUAGCUGCGUCAGGUCAGGUGCUUGCUGCUGCGUCCCGGUCAGGACCUUCCGGUGUCCCCUAUGUCGAGGGGCGCCUCCGGGCUGCUCCUCACUCCUCCCAGUUCCCCCCGACAGAGGCUCCACUGCAGACCCUUCACAUGGACGUGUGGGGCCCAGCCCCCGUCCGUGGGCAGGGUCACGAGCGCUACUUCCUGUUGGUGGUUGACGACUACUCGCGUUACACCACAGUCCUCCCCUUGCGCAGCAAGGGUGCUGUCACUGAGGUGCUGAUCGACUGGAUCCGCGAGGCUCGUCUCCAGCUCAGGAAGAGCUUCGGCUCAGACUUUCCUGUUCUGCGUCUGCACUCGGACAGAGGCGGAGAGUUCUCCUCUCACCUUCUGCGAGAACUACUGUCGUGCACGGGGGAUCCGCCAGACCUUCACGCUUCCGACUAUCCACAGCAAAAUGGGAUUGCUGAGCGCCGCAUUGGCAUGGUCAUGGAUGUCGUUUGUACGUCCAUGAUGCAUGCGGCUGCCCCCCAUUUUCUGUGGCUGUUUGCGGUGAGGUACGCGGCGCAUCAGCUCAACCUUCACCCCAGGGUCUCUCGGCCCGCGAUGUCCCCAGUCUUGCUGUGGACGGGGAAGGUUGGCGAUGCGUCGGCGUUCCGUGUCUUGGGAUCUCGGGCGUUUGUCCGCGACUUGUCUGCGGACAAGCUGUCCCCUCGUGCUACUCCCUGUGUCUUCCUUGGCUUCCCCACUGACGCUCCAGGGUGGCAGUUUUACCACCCCUCCUCUCGUCGUGUUCUGUCCUCCCAGGACGUCACGUUCGACGAACCCCCUCCUCUCUCAGGUGUGUCCCAGGUAGACGCAGUUGACCCGGUCGAGGUUACUGGUGACUUUGGUGCUGCUGCGGGUGCUGAGCCAGGGGGUGCUGACUCUGGGGGUGCUGUGCGCGGGGGUGCCGGGCCUGGAGGUGCUGAGCCUGGGGGUGCUGGGCCUGGGGGUGCUAAUGCGGAGGGUGCUGAGCCUGGGGGUGCUGAGCCGGGGGGGUGCUGUGCCUGGAGCUGCUGA
Molecule: messenger RNA, 2661 nt
Organism: Closterium sp. NIES-65
Lineage: Eukaryota; Viridiplantae; Streptophyta; Zygnematophyceae; Desmidiales; Closteriaceae
Source: the annotation of a GenBank genome assembly